Molecule: messenger RNA, 841 nt
Organism: Ornithorhynchus anatinus (platypus)
Lineage: Eukaryota; Metazoa; Chordata; Mammalia; Monotremata; Ornithorhynchidae
Gene: KPLCE
Product: chromosome X5 C1orf68 homolog
Exons: 1
Coding region: 20-754 (244 amino acids)
Source: RefSeq, a predicted model, not a curated record
UCCCCAAGCGCGCAGCGAGAUGUGUGAUCAGCAGAAGCAAUCCCAGACCCUACCCCCUCCCUUAGUGAAAGGGGUCGGGCCCUCUCCUGUUCAGGUGACCAAGGGCCCGGCGCCAAAUCCGAUCGAAGCCCUCGUGAAGUGCCCGCCGCCGCGCCCGACUCAAACCUACGUGAAGUGCCCACCGCCGUGCCCGACUCAAACCCUCAAGUGCCCGCCGCCGUGCCCCAUUCAAACCUACGUGAAAUGCCCGCCUCCGUGCGUGACUCAAACCUACAUGAAAUGCGCCCCACCGUGCGGGCCUCAGAACAUCGUCAAAUGCCCACCGCCGUGCCAGACUCAAACGUGCUACGUCCAGUGCCCGGCCCCGUGCCCUCCCAAAUGCCCGCCGCCGUGCCCCAUCCAAAAAUGUUACGUUCAGUGCCCGGCCCCGUGCCAGGCGCCAACUUACUACAUCCAGCGCCCGCGUCAGACCUACUACGUGCCACAGCGCCCGGCCUGGCGCCCGGCUCCGCAGUGUUGCCCACCGCCGUGCCCUCGCCCGGCGGCCCCGAGCUGCUGCUCUUCCUCCUCCAGUUGCUGUAACCUGGCACCUCGCAGUUUCGGCAUCCGCCCCCUGCGCCGCUGGGUGCGCGGCCCCGAGUGCUGCGACAAUAGUUGCGGUGGCUACGGGGACGAAUGCGAAGACUCGGGCUGCUGCCUGGGCAUCAUUCCCAUGCGUGCCAGCGGGCCGGCCUGCUGCGAGGAUGAAUGCUGAGACGAUCGGGGAAGAGGAGGAGGCGAGGCUCCGUCGACAAAGCCACGAGGAGGGGGAUUCAUCUCCCCAACUCCUCCCUCCACCCAA